GCGCGGGCGGACCGGCCCCGAGCUCUCUCGGUGGGGACCCGAGCUUCGGCCGGCCGUGAGACGCGCAGGGAGUGCUCAGGGCUCUGCAGCCGGGGUGCGGGACGGCUGGGAAACCGAGGCGAUCGCUGGCGAUUUCCUCCAGUUCAGGUAGAAGUAGUCCAAGGCGAGAUGUCAGGGUUACUCUUAGCCAGGAACCCCGAUCUGCAGUAAGAAGAGCAUAAGUGACCGACAACGAACGCAUUUACCCCACUCGGGGCUUCCAGGAGAGAGUUUCAACCUGCGGCGCUCGACUGCUGCCUAUGGAUGUCCAUGGCAGGAUAAGAGAAAUUCUCGCCGAGACUAUACGAGAAGAAUUGGCACCUGAUCAACAACAUUUAUCCACAGAAGAUCUGAUCAAAGCUCUUAGACGUCGAGGAAUCAUUGAUGAUGUAAUGAAAGAACUUAAUUUUGUGACUGACAGUGUUGAUCAAGAACUCCCUUCUCCAAAGCAAGCUGUUGCUUUUGAUAAACAGUCAACAUUAAAAAAAACUAAUGUUGAUCCAACACGGAGGUAUCUUUACCUUCAGGUUUUGGGUGGAAAAGCUUUCUUGGAGCAUCUGCAAGAACCUGAGCCUUUACCAGGACAAAUUUGUUCGACGUUUACUUUGUGUUUACAUUAUCGGAACCAACGUUUCCGCUCAAAGCCUGUUCCGUGUGCUUGUGAGCCAGAUUUCCAUGACGGAUUUCUGCUUGAAGUUCACAGAGAAAGUUUAGGUGAUGGAACUAGAAUGGCUGAUUCAACAACAAUGUUAUCAAUAAGUGAUCCAAUUCACAUGGUGCUGAUCAAAACAGACAUAUUUGGUGAGACCACUUUAGUGGCAUCCUAUUUUCUGGAAUGGAGAUCAGUUUUGGGCUCAGAAAAUGGAGUGACCAGUCUGACUGUGGAACUUAUGGGUGUAGGCACAGAAUCAAAGGUUUCUGUGGGAAUUUUAAACAUAAAACUUGAGAUGUACCCACCACUGAACCAAACACUAUCUCAAGAAGUAGUGAACACACAGCUUGCCUUGGAACGUCAGAAAACUGCAGAGAAAGAACGAUUAUUUCUGGUCUAUGCUAAGCAGUGGUGGAGAGAGUAUUUGCAAAUUCGACCCUCACACAACUCACGGCUGGUAAAGAUUUUUGCACAGGAUGAGAACGGGAUAAAUAGACCCGUCUGUUCCUAUGUUAAACCACUUCGAGCUGGACGGCUUCUGGAUACUCCGAGGCAAGCAGCGCGGUUUGUUAAUGUCCUUGGUUACGAACGGGCCCCUGUCAUCGGAGGAGGUGGCAAGCAGGAGCAGUGGUGCACUCUGCUGGCUUUCCUCUGUCGAAACAAGGGUGACUGUGAAGACCAUGCUAACCUGCUGUGCAGCCUUCUUCUUGGAUACGGACUGGAGGCUUUUGUCUGUGUCGGGACCAAGGCAAAGGGGGCACCUCACGCAUGGGUUAUGACUUGUGGGACUGACGGGACCAUCACGUUUUGGGAGAGUUUAACAGGGCACAGGUACAUCCACAAGCCUACUAAUCCUGAAGGUCCUCCACUUGCUGAACAGCCCAAACCAUUGUACCCCUACCGAACAAUUGGUUGUGUUUUCAACCAUCAGAUGUUCCUGGGAAACUGUCAACCCUCAGAUGCAGUAGAAACUUGCAUAUUUGAUUUGAAUGAUGAAUCCAAGUGGAAACCCAUGAGUGAAGAAGCAAUUAAGUCUGUGUGUGCUCCAGGUGCUACCACGUCCCUCCCUCCCUUCCCACCUCUGUGUGCAUCCACGAUUGAUGCCUCAGUCACAAGCAAUGAAAUCGAAAUGCAGCUGCGGCUCCUAGUGUCGGAACACAGAAAGGACCUUGGCCUCACCACUGUUUGGGAAGACCAGCUCUCCUAUCUCUUAUCGCCAGCGUUGGCUUCCUAUGAAUUUGAGCGGACGACAAGCAUAUCUGCCGGCAAUGAGGAGUUUCAGGACGCCAUAAGGAGGGCCGUACCUGAUGGCCACACGUUCAAAGGGUUCCCAAUACACUUCGUGUAUAGGAAUGCAAGGCGUGCGUUUGCCACGUGUCUUCGGUCUCCUUUUUGUGAAGAAAUAAUCUGUUGCCGUGGAGACCAGGUGCGACUGGCAGUCCGUGUUCGAGUGUUUACCUACCCUGAAUCUGCAUGUGCUGUUUGGAUCAUGUUUGCUUGUAAAUAUCGCUCAGUAUUAUAGGACUAACGUUUCCUAAGAAUUACUCCUGUGCUUUAUUAGAAUUGUAUAUGACUGACUAGCUGUGUGAAGGUUUCUUAAUUUAAAUUCAGCCUCUGACUUUGGAUGUGAUUGUUUUGUAUAGAUCUGACUGCUAAUGUUUUACAAAAUCAUGUAUGUACUUAAAAAUUCAGGAUAAAAAAGUUUGUAUUGAAUUUAGUAUAAAUUAAGGGUAUAAUAAUAAAUGGUACUUUGUUUUGAGGGACUCAGUAGUUUAACUGUGAAUAUAAGACCUUUUUUCUUUACAUUAAUAAGUAAAGAGAUUUGUCUAGUGGUUUAAGCUGUAGUUAAAUCAAAAUGGUCAUUAUUUUUCAUAAAUGAAAGAUUAUUUUACACAAAUUAGAAGAAAUUGAUCUCAUAAUAGGUUAUUUAUUACAUAGAUGAAAAUAUAUUUUGCUGAACUAUAAUUUUGUGGUUUAUUCAUGACACUAGAGUAUUCAAGGCUUUCCAGAAACGUAUAUGAAGGCUUUGAUGGAAGAAUAGGAAGAAGGGCCAGGUGUGGUGGCUUUUAAUCGCAUGAGAUAGCAAGUUCCAGCCCAGUCAGUGCUAUACAGUGGGAACCUGUCUCAAAAAAAAUAUUAAUAACAAAUCUCACAUGAGUUUGUGGGAGUGUACAUAAUUUAUGAACAUUAUUACAAUGAAUUGAGCACUUUAGAAAAUAUUUAUUAUACUUCCUUGUUACGAUAUAGGUUGUUCUUUAUUUUUUUGUUGUGUUAAAAACAUCAGCGUACAUGUGACUAAUCUCAAUGAAAAAAAAUCAUAAGAGACCAUUGAGAAAAAACAUGAGUUCAUACUCACUUAUUUUUAAAUUGAGCAAGUUUUAAAAGUUUUGGUAAGCAUUAAAAACUAAAGUGAUUUGACUUUCUGUAAGGAGCUAAUGAUAUAAAUGUGUUAAGUUUGACUGUCCAUUCUUCUGUGCAGAAGGUUGUUUUGUUUUUAUGAUACUAGAAAUCCAGGGCUUCCUGCAUGCUAGGCAAACACUGCCACUGAACUACACCUACAGUAUCUCACUUUGUACCCCUGGCUGGCCUGGAACUCAGAGAUUGCCUGCCUCUGUGUGCAGUUUCUUAGUUUAGUUGCUUUAUCCGUUGGUUGUCUUAAGAAAUAAGUGUAUGCUAGUUCACUAUCCACAUUAUUUAUUCUUUUCAUUACCUACUGUUGCAAUAAAAUGACUUUAUUUAUUUAUUUA
Peromyscus leucopus (white-footed mouse) is the source of this 3438-nucleotide messenger RNA. RefSeq names its product centrosomal protein 76 (gene Cep76). The record is from RefSeq and is a predicted model, not a curated record. NCBI's taxonomy places the organism in Eukaryota, Metazoa, Chordata, Mammalia, Rodentia, Cricetidae. The transcript has 12 exons. The coding region runs from base 300 to 2213 and encodes 637 amino acids.